UGAGCAACUGGAAAAGGCGCUCAAGGAGAAUGAUACUUACGGUGUCAAAAAAAUCCUUCAAGUGCAUCACAGCAAAUUCCCCGUCAACUUACACGGCAGUAUUUUAGACAAGUCCAGCUGCGACUCUCGCAGUAGGCGCACCAGUCACGUGAGUCAGGAUGUGGAAAUUCUACUCCGCAAAAGUCAAACCCUAAUUGAUCAUCUUGACCGCCGGGAAAGUUUCAACACCGACGUCAGUGACGUCCCGACAGUGUUCCGUAACUGCUUGCACAUCGCCAUUCAGAACAACUCCAUCGACGUACUCAAAGUCCUGCUAAAGUAUGGGGUGGACUCUAACGAGCCCGGACACAACUUGCUGAGCGCCAGUCGCAGACCAAGCAGUGCGAUCGAAGCUGGCAACAAUAACACUCGCCAAGAGGCCAGGCUCGUCGUGGGAAGUACCAGCAUUGAUGACAGUCGCGAUUGUGUCUUUGUGCCUGUGCAUGCAAACCUGAGUCCACAUCGUCAACACUGCCCAGGGCAGAUCAGCCAAAAUACCACAACAGUGUCGGUGGCCGUGGAUUCAGUCAGCAGCGCGAGCCACGUGCCGCGAGGUUUGCAACAUGACCGACUCCCUGAAAUCAUCGAGUCUACUACUGAGGGAGAGUUCGAUUUUGCGAGAAUUUAUAGCACAGAAGAAUUGUACAGCUUACCACCUCUGUACAUAGCGGUUAUAGAGGGGAAGCCUCAUGCUCUCCAUCUCCUGUUGAGGUACGGAGCUCUACCCAAUGUUCAAGACAGGUAUGGAUGUACUCCUCUUCAUGUGGCCUGCUGUUCGGAGUUCUUUAACUGGGACUGUGCCUAUUACCUUAUAAAAUACGGAGGUAAAAUAAGAAUUAAAAACCACUUGGGUAUCUGUCCCCUCAGCCUGUGGCCUGAACUGCUCAACGAGCAAAUAUCGCUGGUAAAAAACGCCUUGUCGUUGAAGCCCACCCCCCGCAGCCAUGGUAGACGGUUGACGGACUCGGUGGGCCAUGCAAGUCAGCGGUCAGAGAGUAUCUCGCGCUUCUUUAAGAGAUUAGGAACCGAUAGCAGAUCUAAACCCAGGGAGAAAAGAGUUACCAAAGAUGCCCAUUCCGAUGGAGAUAUGAGAGAGAGGGCCUCUUCUGGAGGCUCUUUCAAAAGUGUACGAAGUAGGCACCAGGCUUCGUGUGUAGCAGACGACAACGACAGCGACACAUCAGUGGAGUACUUGGGUCACGCAGAGAGAACAGGAAGUCGCAGCAAAAUGAGCCUUCGCAGAGGAGAGCGCUCAAAGCAGAGGGGAAGCUACUCGCUCGAGCCAGGUGAGAAGACAAGCGUUGAGGAUGCCGAGAGGUCGUUGACCACGUUGGUGAAGCUUGCCAGCAACUGGGAGUGUGUGCCGGCGAUGCUGGACGGGCUCGCAGUCUACAUGCGCAACAUCCUUGUCAUCAUCGAUCAGGCAGAAUGUCCGGGUGUAGAGAAGGUCAUCAACGAACUCUUCAAUCAGAUCGUGCAGUCGUGCUACGAGCAGCUCCAACACGCCAACACCCAAGAAGACAAACAUUCCAUCUUCCUCGAACUUUCCAAGCUCCUCAACACAUCACUAGAACUUAUGAAAGGUCGCCAGUCAUUACAUUUCACUUCCCUCAGUGCCAUCAAUGGAAUUAUAGACAUGUGUAUUGUGCAUAAAAACUAUGAGUAUGGGUCUAUGAGCAGGAGCAUAGAAUGUGUGGCAGCGCCUCUGGAAGUUCUUCAAAAGGGGACACCCAAACGCAAAGACCAUGGUGCUUCUACAUCCCCUCCCACUGAGGAGACUACAACUACAACUACUACUACGACGACGAUGCCGUCUGCCUUACACCGCAUUUCCUCUCUACACAAACGACGUGCCAGCGUUCCUCACGAAGCUCAUGCUGACAAACAUACGGACGAAGAGGACAGCAGACCCACGGCUGUGUUCAUAAACCGAACUCCUCUGGAAAUACUUAUGUGUCUGGAUCCCAGCCUGGUGCUCACUGUGCUUCAGAAUAGUAUAUCCAUGCACAAAGUGAUCAUAGGUAACCGGCAAAAGUGUACACCUAGUGUUCGCUGGCGUCACUGUACGCAUCACUGUCUUCAGAUUCUUAGUGCACGUGUUCUCACGGUCAUGUGCCACGGGUCACAUGUGCAGAGCAAGUUGGUUACAGAUGGGCAUGUCAAAACCAUGGUGGACGCUUUGGAUCCAAACCACGACCCUCACCUUCUUUGCCUUCUGCUGCAAGCGCUGGCUUGUAUUGCCCUCAACCCCCUCAACCAUCAAGCCCUCAAUGAUGCUGAAGUUGCAGACAUGUUGAUGCAGCUGUUGCUUCCAUCAGAUGAAUGGUACUACACCAACCACAGCACAAAGUAUGCCAAGUUUGUUAAGUACCAUGCAGCCCGGAUCCUGGUGUACAUGGGACUGCUCCACAAGCUGGGAGGAAGGGUCGACCUCUUUGAUAGGCGGCCCUUUGUUGAACUGACGACCAACUCUUUGCUGCAAGUGCAUUCCCCAGAAGACAGCUUCAUUGAGCUCAUGGCCAUGGGCCGUAUCAUGAUGUGGAGCCCCAACCAUCACCUCCAGGCAGCAUCGCUGGAGGGGCUCGUGUCAGAGGUCAUACAGGAGGCCAUGGGUGAGGAGCGUGACUGCGGCCAAGGGGGACAACUCUCCAGCUCCCUGCCCAGUGUGUACUCGCUUUCCGAGAGGGAGUCAGUCAGCUCUCACCAGAUCUUCUCCCCACUAGCAUCCCCCUCCUGUUCCAUGGAGUUUCUGCAGGACAUGUACCACAAGCCGUUCAGGGACUAUCUGCUAGCAGCCCUCCCAGUCCUGGUCCACCCCAUCAUCGUCCUCCGACUGUUAGCUCACAAACUUUUCGGGAACAUGAUCCGACGUAAGACACUGUACAGUGACACCAAACUCAAACCGCCAAAGGUGGACAAGGUUGAUAUAUGUCCACCUCGAAAACGAGACGAAGAGGCCUCUGAGGAAUGUGAUUCCUUGUCCAAACGGAGGAAAGCUAACCUCCAUGUUGUGAUAACAGACCCACCGGAGGAACCCGAGAGUGCUCCUCCAGUUGUCAAAGUCUCAAAUAUAACACAAGACAAAGAUCAAACUAAUAAGGGAACCAAUAACCAUGUGCCAAGUAAAAACGGGACAACCAAACUUGCCCUACGUGCAAUAGGAGAGAGUUUGGUGACACCCCUUGAUCUCAACAUAGUGCCCGCCCCCCAGAACCCGGAGCCGAGUACGGUCGUGGAGCUCCCUGAUUCUGGUGGGGAUCCAAAGACCUCCCGAAAACUCUUCCGUUGGCCCAGUAAGCGGGUGUUGUCCAAACCUCAGGCCAAUGUGUCCCUGCCUCGUAGGGACAGUGUCUCCAGUGACCUCAGUCAGAUGAGUCAGAAGGAUUCCAACAGCUCUUCCGCACCAGAUAUGGAUCUUGUCGCUCUCCAGCGAGAACUCACCAACCUGCCAACGUUUGUCAUGGACACGCCACCAGUGGAUGUAUCCCCAGUGUUUUCUAGAUCCAGCUCAGUGCCUGAAAAUCUUGCACACCGAACAAGAUCGUCUCCAUUAAAUGGCUCGGCAGGAUACCUGGCUUCAGUGAGUGCUCUGGAUGGGGACGAGGGUCAGAGUUUGGUGAAAUCCGGGUUAAUGACCCCCGGCCCUUGCUCCACGGAACACAUCUACGAUACGGGGUCACUUGUCACCAUCAUGACAACCGACAUGGAUAGUCAUGCCAAUGUUACAUUCUGUGGUCCUGAGCAGGACAACGAUUCAAUCACGGAUAUACCAAAUAUUAAAGUUCAUUUUGAAACCCCUUCCUCUCCACAGCCUUCCUCCGCCAGCCAAAGCCCCCAACACUUCGAAUACCCCUCCCCCCCUCACUCCUCAGGGUUCGCUAAUCAUCUCUCCCCUCACCUGGAACAAACAGGCCACACUGCUCAGCACUAUCUCUUCCCCGCCCCCUCCGGCCAGAGUUCCAGCCCGAGCCCCGCCCCGUCAGAGCGCACCCACUCCUCUGCGGGGACGGUCAAGUCGGUCUCUCCCAUCUCCACCACCCCCAUCUGUGAGAUACCCCUGAACCACAGGGGUAUACUGAAGGUGAUUGAGACAUGGAUAGAAAUAUGUCAUUCCGACCUGGAUGGUAGCUCCAUGUUGGCGCUGGAGACUCGGGAGUUCCUCAAGAAGUUGUCGGUGCUGGGGUACGAGUACAAGGCAUGGUGCCAGCUGAUGGGGACGAAGCUGCAACUGGAGGACAGAAAGAACACCGCAAAGAGUUUGGAGGUGCCCGAUGAUCCGGCCAGCAUGCAUGCUCAGUACAAGAAGCUUCAGCAGCUGGUUGUGAGCGGGGAUUUGCCGUGUGCCAAGGAAGAGGCAGCGACUCUAGCCGGGAUACAGCUGCACAUUGAGGAGGCGUGGCCAGAGGAGGGCCAGUUGACCAAUCACACUCACAGCUGGGAUCAUGUGUCACCCAUCGACAAAAUCUCCAACCAAGACAAACGCGUCAGAGUCACAAAUGUUUCACAGCAGGAAAAUUUAAAAAAGAGAUUAGAACUGAUUCGCUCAAAUCAAGCUCAGCGCAUCACCAGUACUCGCAGGAAAGGCAAGCUUGUGAGGAGUUUAAUGUGUACAAGUGACAAUGAAAUAGAAGGCUGCGAACAGAUCGAUCUGUCUCAUUUCCUCCCUCCUCACUACACCACAUCCAAGAAGGUUCGAGAACUGAUCAAGGAGAAGAAUAAGAAGCUAUGGCACACACCCUACUAUGAGAAUGAACUAAAACUGAAGCAGUUAUACAUAAAGAUAUGUAAGAAGCUGCCAAGUUAUGGAUGCAAAAUCUUUCAGGUGAAGGAAAUACUUCGAGGAAACACACAGAAAAAGAUACCAAGGUUAUUAGGUAUUGCCAGUGAGAAAAUAGUGCUAUUGGACAAUAAAACCAAACUUCUCGCCAAAUCACAAAACAUUCGUAACUUGGAGGAUUGGCUGUCCGGCACAGGGAAAGCCCAUGAUGGCCUGGUCUUGGAGUUCCGAGGGUCUAAACCAUGGGCGCUUGUGAUGCCAACACUUGACAAUCUCAAGUCAGUGACAGCAGCCAUCUGGCAGGCCCUAGAUAUGGAUGGACGAUUCCUAAACAACGGCACUCUCAGGAGGGAUAGUUUCGAGUUUGACUUCCACAGGCGCCAGCUGACGAUGCAGACGGAGAUGCGGAGUGGGACACAGUAUGCCACCGAGCUGGAGCAGCUUCAGAAGAUGCUUCACUUCCCUGAAGAGGUCGCUAUGAUGCUAACAGACUCCGAACACAGCCUCUUCACCAGCAUUCCUUCUGCACAGUAUGUGCGACAGGUCACAAUUGACCUCUCCAGGUCGCCCACUCACAGGAAACACCCAUGUGUGGAAGAUCUCAUUCAGAGGUUUAACGAGGUGACGACGUGGAUCACCCAGAUCAUCAUCACACAGGCCACCCAUGAGGACCGGAAGGCAGUGUUGUCCUGUAUCCUGAGACUGGCCUUAUACUGCUUCGUCCUCGGCAACUUCAACUCUGCAGUCGAGAUACUGGCAGGACUCAGAUCUGAGAAGUUGAAACCUUUCUGGUUGUCGAUAUCGGAGGAGAAUCUGUCCACCUUGAGCUCCCUCACUGAGGUCCUGCUGACCAGAGAUCCUUCUCCAGAAUACAGGGAGGCCGUCAGCCGAGCCUUAGACAUCCAAGAAUGCAAAGUGGUUCCUUUUUUCGGUGGAUUCUUACGUGAUCUCAAGGCAAUAUUUGCUGGCGUUCCAAGCCUCAUUGUGCUUCCAUCGGAAGAAAAUCAAAACCUAGAGUUUGUGUCCGACUACAACGGUGAGGAUCGCUUCAUGACACGGAUCGGCGUGGGCGGCCUCAUCAACAUGGACAAGCUGAAACAGGCUCACAUCGUCCUGAACGACAUCCUCCUAUUUCACCACCACGCUGACCACCAGAGGGCGAUCAUACAGAAACUAGAAGAUAUGGAACAGGAUGAGAACAGGAACCAUGUGCGAUCUGAGGACGAUGACAGUGAUAGUGACUAUGACCUUGACCUUGACAGCUACCAACCAAUUCGACCUCUGUACAGUGACCAUGAGGUCAUGAUCAUAACCCCCAAGGUCGCAUCUCUGAACCAUCAUUGGCUACAGUGUAUGAACCACGGGACGACGAUGGUGAGAUGGGAGGAGGACGGAGGACGGUCCUGUAUGUGCUAUCUCCGACUAGAGAUCGACAAUGCCACGUUAACCUGGCGGAAGCCAUCGUGGAGUGCCCGACGGGCUGGGAACACCACGCCGGAUUAUGUCCUGAAGGGUGAAGUGGAGAGCAAUGGGUCGCAGAUCCUCUGUGCUCGCCACACAACUGGUGAGGAAGUCUGUGAUAACCUGGAGGAGGGCUAUAUUGAUGUGACUGUCAUCAAAGAGGUGUACUUCGACGAUGAAACUGUUGAUCUUGCUGCUGUUUCCAAGCGCCAUGGCUUGGAGGAUAUUAGCCAUGAACACAACUGUAUUACCAUUCUGUAUGGAACAUACCUGUCGGAGAACCGGAAGUUGUGGUUCAUUGCUCCUGCACACACUGCCAAGAUCUGGUACCAUGGUCUCAAGUGUCUUGUUCGGGCCUCCCAUAAACUACAGUACCAGACUGACAAGAAGCUCCAGUGGUUAAAGCAGCAGUACCUUCAGCUGUACUAUGACUCGGAGAAGUGUCAGGGACCGACACCUGCUGAGGCCAUCAAGGUGUUCGGUGGUCGGUCCUGGAGUGGGCCCCAGCACCAGGUGGCAGCACAGGACCCGCCCUCAGCCUUUAAACGCACGCCAAGUUUCAGUAUUGGAUCCGCAUACUUCAAGAAGAGGAUGAGUGGGAACUAUUCCAUGAAGCCUCAUGACGGAUCAUCCCGGGGUUCCAGCCCUGUAACCAUGAUCUCUGUCAACGAGGGGGGCAAACAGUCAUCAAAACAGCGGAGGACCCCGAGUCCGAUACGGAAAGUCAGAUCUGAGAUGCAGAAGACGGCUUCCAGUGAUCCAACUCUCAACCAGAUUCCAAGGGGAAGUCCAACUCCAGGAUUUCGACCUCGCAGCCUCACUUUCAGUUUCACAAACAGAUACCGGUCACGUCGUAGACGAAUGUCGCUCGGGUGUAAAACUGGCGACAAUAAAACAAAUUCCAUCACCCAUUCAACUCAGCUGUCCUUUCUGGACUUUGUGGACUUGUUCAAAGCAUUCGGACUCCGGUGCCGCAAGGACUUGAAAGAACUAUUUGAGCAGUUUGCAGUGACGAAGUCCACGGGGAUGGAACUGCCAUCUGUGAAGCACCCUCCAUACAUUCCUAGUCCCAGAGAUAUGUGUGUAAUAACCCGCAAUAAUGCACUAGAUCUCACCCAGGACAACCAACAGCGCCGCACAAUAUGCGAUGUUCUUGCCGUGUCUAGCAUCAUCUCCAACUUUGCUGGGGUGGAGACGACGCCAACCAAGUGCAUGGGUCUGCGAGAGUUCCGGCAGUUCCUCGAGGAUUACCAGGAGGAGGCAUAUGAUGAUGAUGAGAUCAUCGAGCUGAUCCAGCGCCAUGAGCCGGACUCCAUGUUGCGAGAUCGCUGUUGUCUGUCAUUUGAGGGAUUCGCCAAGUUUCUCAUGGACAAGGAUAACUUUGCUUAUCUUCCUGAGAAGACCAAGCACAAUGAUGAGGACAUGGACCAUCCCCUGCCUCACUACUACAUCGCUUCAUCCCACAACACGUAUCUCACCGGCCACCAGCUCAAGGGGGAGUCCUCCGUCGACCUCUACAGCCAGGUGCUGCUGAUGGGGUGCCGGUGUGUGGAGCUGGACUGCUGGGAUGGGGACGAUGGGGCGCCCAUCAUAUACCACGGACAUACACUCACUACAAAGAUCUCAUUUAAGGGUGUUGCCGAAGCCAUCAACCGAAGUGCUUUUGUGACGUCCCCGUACCCUGUCAUCCUGUCCAUAGAAAACCACUGCUCUAUACCACAGCAGCAGAAGAUGGCGCAGAUAUUCACAAGCGUGUUUGGUGACAAGCUGGUGACCAAGUUCCUGUUUGACUCAGACUAUUGUGAGGACCCACAGCUACCAUCACCGAACCAGCUCAAGUACAAGAUCCUCAUCAAGAACAAGAAGAUCAGGGACCCCGAGAGUACCGCAGCCAUCAAGAAGCUUCCUGUGCAGUCUCGAACAUCCAGCAUGGCGUCGUCGGAAAGUACUUCCAUCAACGACUUCGAUGACGACGAUGAUGAAGAUGAGGAUGAAGAUGAUGUCACUGAUGCAGUGAAGGAACUGAGGCAGUCCGUGGACAGUCAGGACAGCCCUACACCGGAUCAGGAGGACAAAAGCAAGCUGCAGUCGCGACAGAGGAUGGACUCUUUCGGCGAACUCGGUCCCAGGCAACACUCUGAAUCCUUUGGGGAGAAGCAACGCCCCAAGAGCCACCCCGAAUUAGACUGGCAAUUCGGUGAGGAAAUCCACGAAUUGAAGACCCCACCAAAAAUCAAGGCCAAGAAAGCAAGUCAGAUAGCCAAAGAAUUGUCUGAUCUAGUUGUGUACACUCAGGCUGUCAAGUUUAGAGGUCUGUCCUUGAGUCCGAACACGUCACUAAAGCAGAAGAAGGGGCCUACACGGAAGAGCAUCCUGACAAGCGGCCUUGGCAACAGCCCCAGCACUCCCACCCUCAUCAACUCAGGGGAGAAGGUGGACCUCAUCAUCCCAGCUUCAAUACCACGCAUCAAGAAAUGUGACGGCACCCCCGCCUGCUACCUGGUAUCGUCUCUCAACGAGAACAAGGCCAAACAACUGUGUCGGAGAAACCCCCUCGGUGUCAUCAACCAUACUGAGAGGCAGCUAAUGCGGACGUACCCAGCUGGGAUGAGAAUAGACUCCUCCAACUUCAACCCUGUCAUAUUCUGGGCGUUCGGCAUCCAGAUGGUGGCACUAAACUACCAAACUGAAGAUACGGCUAUGGCUCUGAACACCGCCAUGUUUGAGGCGAAUGGACACAGUGGCUACAUACUAAAGCCGCCAGUUAUGUGGGCCAAGAAUCACAUGAUGUACAACCGCUUCAAUCCCUGGGACAAGGAAUUUGAUGGGCUCCAUGCAACCAUCCUCACGCUCCAUAUCAUCUCCGGGCAGUAUGUGUGUCCUAACCACACCGCCAGCACGCAGGUGGAGGUGGAGAUCAUCGGCAUCCCAGUCGACUGCGCCAAACAGAAGACAAAAGUCAUUGCAAAAAAUGCCCUAAACCCAAUCUGGAAUGAUGUCUUCACCUUCCAGGUGCUAUUUGCUGACCUCGCCUUCAUCCGCUUUGUGGUGACUGACACGAACACCAGCCAUCUUGUCUCCCAGAAGAUUGUGCCUCUGAGGUAUCUAAGACCAGGUUACCGUCAUGUCCGACUCCGCAAUCCGUCCAAUCAGCCACUGGAACUGGCCACACUCUUUAUCUACUCGAAACACGAGGAGGAACUCCUUGAGCCAUGCAACAGUCUUGACAUCAGUCACGCAUCAGGCCCUGGGAGACGCAUGUCACUCUUUGCCAAGGUCAAGGAACUGUCUGAGGUCGCACGAGCUGACCAGGCGGCAAACCCUGUUGGCACCAGACUGAGGCGUCGUAUGUUUUUCAUCAGCGUGUUCGGAGUUACUGCCCCUGAUGAGUAUGUUAUUCUCAAGGUCACCCAGGACACUACAGUUUACGAUGCCAUUACGCAGUCUCUGAUCAAAGUGGGUCGCCUGGAGGAGCGGGUGGGAGACUUUGUGUUGGUGGAGGAUGUGCAGAGCGGCUGGGAGAAGCGGGACCAGGAGAAGGCCAGCUGCCAGAGAAUCCUGGACAUGACCGAGAAGGUUCUUCAGGCACAGAACAAGUGGAAGGGAGCUGGACGCUUCAUCCUCCGCAGACUCAGUGAUGACCCCAGCAGCAGGGCGUGGGUGACCACAUUGUUAAAAGACCAGAAGCGUAAACACGACCUAGAGUCUGACACGAAUGACUGGGACAGUCUGGAGCACAUGUUUGUGGUGUGUGUCUACAAUGUGUCCCCAGAACAACCAUAUACAGUCUUCAAGGCCCCGGUGACCAGCACAGCCCAGGACAUCAUUACACAGGCUAUGAUGAAGUCCCGACGAGCCAACACAGAUGACCCCCGCAACUUCGUUCUGGUGGAAGAACUAGAGAUUCAAAGUGCCAAUGAGAGCCAAUCAGGGACAAGCAGGCGGAAAGGCAGCGAGCGUUGUGAAAGUCGUGUCCUGGCAGAUGAUGAGAAUGUUCAUCAGGUCCAGACGGAGUGGAAGACGAAUGGACGGUUCAUGUUGGUGUCGCGGGAAAAGGCAGGGGCAGAGGAACUGGCGGAGAAGAGGCGUAGUCUCCCACUGCCCGUCAAGGUUCUGCCAAAGGCUUCUUGUGGGUCACUUGCCAAGAGGAUUGGAUCCAAGAAGAUUGUGAAGCAACACUUGAUAGGAGAAAGGAUCGCCCAGCUCCCUCAAACACCAGACCAGAUACGGAAAUCCAUCAGUUUCCCAUCUCAGGUGAACAACACUAACCUGGUUGCCACGGCAACAGCCUCUUCGCUGACACACACACAAAACGACAAACCCGGCAUGUUCAAGAUAAAGAAGCUGUCUCGUCUCAACUUCAAACUUGGGAAAUGAAGACUUGAAAUAACAGAGACUAUGUUUCAACAUUCCAUUUACCAAGGCAGACAACUCUGUCACUUUUCUGAUUCUGCGUUCAGAUUCAGAAAAAAACAAUUUUGAUCCAAAGGUCAAGGUCGAGUGGUGAGGAUGAAAAGAAUGCUGACAAUGUACUUUGAAGUCAAGGCCUGGGUAGCUAAUGGCGGCAUUCUGCUUGUUUACCCAGAACUGCAUGGCAACGGUCAGCCAUGAUUGGACCAAAUGGACAGUAUUUCACAAGGAUUGGACAUUUCAGUGCUAUUCUGUUGGGUUGUGCAAUGUUAACAAGGUAUUGGAUUUGUGAUAUUCCUGGCAAUCCUCAACAUUGGAAACCUGAAUCGAUUGCCCCAUAUGUGAAUGACAACAAGAACAGACAUGGCUUGAGAUGAUCAUGGAUCGUGUUUUUGUAGCCUUUAUUCCUACUUCCAGUCUUUCUGUAAUAACAGAUGAAAACAUGGGCAAUAUCCCUUGAACUGACAAAUGACACUGCCAUCUGAUUGGAUAAUGGUGAUGUAUAAAAGGCAUUGAUUGGAUGCAAGAUUUGAUUGGACCAGUACAGGAUUUCUUAUUGGUUGAAACCAACAGGGCAAUACCCUCCGAUUGGAUGAGAGAAUUAUGCUGUGAUGACCAUUGUCUCAAUCAAAACACCAUAUGGUCUAUAUUUAUCAUUGCACAUUUGUGAGAGAAAUUAAAAAUAUUAUAGUGAUUUUGCAAUUUUCCAUGCUGUGGCAAUAUCUCAAUCUUUGUACUUUUCUUAUUCUUGGAGACCUGUUGCCACACUGUUGUUUCUGUUGAUGGCAAGUGUAGCAGUGUGUCCAGCACGUACAGUCUUCAGGAAAAUGUUAUUGUAUUGAGAAAAUGUUCUUUGACAUGAUUCAUUAUUUAUUUUGUAACUUAUUGUGAUUGAUAUCAUUACUUUUGUAUGUGGACAAACCAUAACAUUUUGAAUAACCUGAAGUCACACAAUUACACCACAAGGAGGUCCAGGAAACAGCGUGGGUAGUCAAUUUCUGUCGAUUCAGCAAGUCAGUGUUGUUAAGUCACCAUGAGACUGCAUUUUGACAUUUUCAUUUUGAUGGACUGACAUAUGUAGGAUUGUCUAUAUGAAACAGGUACACAGGAUAUAUACUUAAUAGUGCCCUGGGUGCUGAGAAGUUGAAACAUUAAGACACAAUGGUGUUAAACACAUAUAACAUCCAGACACUGGGUGCUUAGUGCAUUUCACAUCCAGACACCAGGUGUUAAGUGCAUGUCACAUCUGAAGACCAGGUGUUCUGUGCAUGUCACAUCCAGACACCAGGUGUUAAGUGCAUGUCACACCCAGACACCAGGUGUUAAGUACUUGUCACAUCUGAAGACCAGGUGUUCUGUGCAUGUCACAUCCAAACACCAGGUGUUCUGAGCAUGUCUUAUCGAGACACAAGGUGCUCUAUGAAUGUCACACCCAGACAUCAGGUGCUUAGUGCAUGUCACGACCAGACACCGGGUGUUGAGGGCAUGUCUCAUCCAGACACCAGGUGUUAAGUACAUGUCACAUCUGAAGACCAGGUGUUCUGUGCAUGUCACAUCCAGACACAAGGUGUUCUAUGAAUGUCACAUGCAGAUACCAGGUGUUAAGUGCAUGUCACAUCAGGUGUUGGGGCAUGUCACAUCAAGACACCAGGCACUGAGUACAAGUCACAUCGCACAAUAAAUGCCUUACAGUGCAAAAUGCAUUACAAUAAUCAUCUUAGUUUUCUGUAUGAGAGGAAAAAAAGUUUAUUCAAUUGUUUGAGAGAACAGGCUGUCAUGUUUUAAAAACAGAACCGUCUUGUAUCAAGUUAUCUUAAAAUUCACAAGUACAUUGACAUUUUCUCAAGGAAAGAUAAAACCUGUAGCAAAAGGAUAUAAUGUUUUCCUCAAAAUUAAAAGGAGAUGGACGUUCUCCUGCCUUUAGGUAUUUCUACAGAAGAUCUGUACAAGUAAUUUAUCAGACCUCCCCACAGACAGGUUGUUAUGUUGGUCAAGGAUGUUACUAAAUGAGUUGUUACAUGUCUUGUGGAGCACCAUUAGAGGCAGUAGGGUGUGAACUGUUUUGAAUACAUGAAUAUUAUAUGA
This is a messenger RNA of Haliotis rufescens (red abalone), 12772 nucleotides long. Its product is annotated as 1-phosphatidylinositol 4,5-bisphosphate phosphodiesterase epsilon-1-like. The transcript has 40 exons. Gene Ontology annotation, molecular function: guanyl-nucleotide exchange factor activity; phosphatidylinositol-4,5-bisphosphate phospholipase C activity. Lineage: Eukaryota; Metazoa; Mollusca; Gastropoda; Lepetellida; Haliotidae. The coding region runs from base 1127 to 10654 and encodes 3175 amino acids. The record is from RefSeq and is a predicted model, not a curated record. Gene Ontology annotation, biological process: phosphatidylinositol-mediated signaling; lipid metabolic process; small GTPase-mediated signal transduction.